Medioppia subpectinata is the source of this 561-nucleotide messenger RNA. The record is from the annotation of a GenBank genome assembly. Lineage: Eukaryota; Metazoa; Arthropoda; Arachnida; Sarcoptiformes; Oppiidae.
AUGGAUAGAGAGGAGAAGGCGUUGGAAGAGACGGUGGAUUCGUUGACACAUAAAGUGGCAGAACUGAAGACAUCGUUGCAGACAAUGAUAAUGCGUUUGGAGAGCGAAUGGGAGAGCAUUUCGUGGACGCAACUGAUCGACAAUUAUGUGGUCUUUUCCGCACAAAUUCAGAAUCUGAUGAAAAUCGUGAAGAAAGACAAAACACCCGCUCUUAGGAAUCGACUCCUAUUCCCACUCCUCUUGAGUCCAGACAUUGACGAAGAGCUGAUGAAAUUGACUGAAGGAAGGGUUCAGUCAUUCAAUCACGAUAUGGUUCCCGACUAUUUGCGGACUAAACCGGAGCCCGAGAUCGAGGCCAAGGAGAACGUGAUCGUCGGGAAGGCCUGUAAUCUUAGCGCCGAUCAAAGCCAGAAACAGAUGACUUCCGCCAAUAAGAUCGUCAAUAAUAUGACUGAUUUAGUGAAGAAUAUGCGCGACGAAUGGGAGACAGAGACCAAUCGCCAGAAUCAGACCCAAACAUCACUCAUGAACGACACGACACUGUCGACUCCCGUAAUGUAG